Molecule: messenger RNA, 618 nt
Organism: Hevea brasiliensis (rubber tree)
Lineage: Eukaryota; Viridiplantae; Streptophyta; Magnoliopsida; Malpighiales; Euphorbiaceae
Product: GDSL esterase/lipase At5g08460-like
Exons: 3
Coding region: 229-618 (129 amino acids)
Molecular function (GO): hydrolase activity, acting on ester bonds
Source: RefSeq, a predicted model, not a curated record
AUGGGUCCCAUUUUAUUUCUUCAUCCGCCGUUACUAUUUUAUCUCUUCCUUGUCUUCCGCCGUUACUCUUUAUGGCAUGCUAUUGAAAGAAAAAUGAAUUAAGUCUUGUAGAUCAUUAAUUAUUUAAUUUGGCAAGUAGUCCUAUUUAAUUUAUUGUUCAAUAGGAUCAGCUGCAACACCACCGCAAUUUUCAGCGAUGUUUGUGUUUGGAGACUCCUUAUAUAGCAGAUGAUGGUAAUAACAACUACUUUAAAUUCUUUGGCAAAAUCCAACUGCCUCCCAUACGGAGAUUUGAUAGUGUUGCCUCCUCUUCCACCCUUUGCAAUUACUUUCUCAACAGGGAGAGACAUACUUAGCGGAGUAAAUUAUGCUUCAGCAGCUGCAGGAAUUCUUGAUGAGACUGGGAAAUAUCUGGGAGAUCGCUAUGCCUUAAGCCAGCAAAUUCAAAAUUUUACAAGUACUUUAAGCCAAUUAAAGACCCAAAUGGACGACAAGAAGCUCAGCCAGUAUCUGGCAAAGUCUUUGGUUAUCAUGAAUGCAGGAAGCAAUGACUGCAUUAAUAGGGCUUUUGACAAAAAAAAAUGUAAUAAAAAAUAUAAAAUAUCGAAAAAAAGAUGA